Macroventuria anomochaeta is the source of this 847-nucleotide messenger RNA. RefSeq lists its product as uncharacterized. Lineage: Eukaryota; Fungi; Ascomycota; Dothideomycetes; Pleosporales; Didymellaceae. The coding region runs from base 261 to 716 and encodes 151 amino acids. The transcript is spliced from 2 exons. The record is from RefSeq and is a predicted model, not a curated record.
CUUUUUGCAUCUUAACAUGAGUAUCCGUUGGCCGAACACUUUGCGACUUACGAGCGCCAAUUCGCCAGCCUCGACAUGAUGCUACUGCGCCUAUUACGAGCGCCCAAAUAAGGUCACCCAUGGGUUGAGAAGGGCCCUCCCCAAUGGCUACGAAUGUCCACAAGCACACAACAUUGAUUGUUGUCCUGCCGAGAAGAACUGUACAAUUGAGAUAAUCGAGACUCCAAGAUGCUCAAACUCGUCAUGGGAUCUGUACGACAAUGGAGGAUACUUCUGCUGUGAGCAUGGCUUGCCCGUGUACAACAACAGCAACACGAAUGUUUGCGCAAGUCCAAAAACCUCGCCCAAGGUCAUAUUAUUGGAGCUGGUCGCGGCAGCUGCUGUAUCUUCUUCAUCGGUUGCGCCAGCACUUCCUCCGCCACAGCCACGACUGCGUCGUCCACCUCCCCCGCGACCACAGCAGCAACAACAACGCCUGCACAACCGUCGACAUCACCCUAAAACGGAUCCUCAACACCAGUCGGUGCCAUUGCAGGAGGCGUUGUGGGAGGCAUCGCUGGCUUAGCAAUACUUGCGCUCAUCGCCUGGCUUAUUGUGCGCCGGAAACGACAGAACAUGGCUCAGAACUCUUACCUUGCGGUACAGAAGAUGGACGAGAACGGCAACGAAGGCGUUUACACUGCACAUCAGCUCGAAGAUAUAUAAAGGAUAUAUGAGGCAGGAGCUGGAAAGGUUACAUAUGGUCAUGUCAGAGAGCUGCCCGCGCAAUCAGCGCCGGUCGAGCUCCCUGCUGAGCACCAGACGCCAAGAUGAGUUUUACACUCUUAUUUGCGCUUUUCUCCGUCUU